Molecule: messenger RNA, 894 nt
Organism: Psammomys obesus (fat sand rat)
Lineage: Eukaryota; Metazoa; Chordata; Mammalia; Rodentia; Muridae
Gene: Leng1
Product: leukocyte receptor cluster member 1
Exons: 4
Coding region: 70-852 (260 amino acids)
Source: RefSeq, a predicted model, not a curated record
GGGGGCAUCCUCGCGCCAAUCGGAAGUGUUGGAGAGUGGGCCUGCUGGUCGGAAGUCGGCUCCCGAGCCAUGAAUAUCUUGCCCAAGAAGAGCUGGCAUGUCCGGAACAAGGACAAUGUCGCCCGAGUGCGGCGCGACGAAGCCCAGGCCCGGGAGGAGGAGAAGGAGCGUGAGCGGAAGGUGCUGCUCGCUCAGCAAGAGGCCCGCACAGAAUUCCUACGGAAGAAAGCCAGGCGCCAGCACUCAGUGCCUGAGCUGGAAGCAGCAGGUGUAGGAGUUCCAAGCUCUGGCCCUGUAGACCUGUUUAAGGAGCUGCUGGAAGAAGGGAAAGGAGUGCCAAAAGGCAAUAAAGAGCAUGAGGAAGAGAAGCGACAGGAGAAGGAGAGGCAAGAGAAAGCACUAGGCAUCCUGACCUACUUGGGCCAGAGUGCAGCAGAGGCUCAAACUCAACCUCCUUGGUACCAGCUCCCCCCAGGGCAAAGGGGUGGCCCUCCAGGCCCAAGCCCAGAUGAGAAGAUCAAGAACCGACUAGACCCUUUGAGGGAGAUGCAGAAACACCUGGGAAAGAAAAAGCACAGCAGUGAAAGUCAUCCUCCCAGAGAGGCAUGGCCUCGGAAACAACAGCCCAGAGGGCCACCUUCCUUAGAAAAGCUCCGUGCUGAACGUCUUCAGCGGGAAGCAGCUGAGAGAGCCCGAGCAGAGGCCUUGUUGGCCCGAGUACGUGGCCAGGUCUCCCAGCAAGGGCAGGCAGAAGAGGAAGAAACAGAUGAACGGAGGCGACGAUACAACUCACAGUUCAACCCCCAGCUGGCCCGGCGGCCCCGCCAACAGAACCCCACUCCUGCCCACUGACUCUUUGGGGGAAGAUAGGAGGCUGCAUCUGCCAGCCGUCAU